CGUGCGAGUUUGCGGGACCAAUCGUGCGAUCGGAUUGAUCCCGUGGUGUCAAGAAGUCGUACGGAUUUUCAGGGGCGAAUUUUGUAUGCCGUUUGCGACCGCGGUCCGUGUCCGAGGCACUUGUAUGUCAGCCCGCGUCGGUGUCGAGCGUGCAUUCUAAUUAUGAUCAAGCUAUUCUCACUGAAACAAGCAAAAAAAGAUGGCGAGUCACCCAAGGCUGGUACCCAGAAGAAGGCGUCCGCGGCACAGCUGAGAAUCACAAAAGAUAUAAACGAACUGAAUCUCCCAAAAACGUGCGGGACUGAAUUCCCGGAUCCCGACGAUUUGCUGAGCUUUAAAUUAAUCAUUUGUCCAGAUGAGGGAUUUUACAAAGGUGGUAGGUUUGUAUUUAGUUUUAAAGUUGGGCCCAAUUAUCCACACGAGCCACCUAAGGUAAAAUGUGAGACUUCGGUGUAUCAUCCCAAUAUCGAUUUGGAAGGUAAUGUGUGCCUCAAUAUUUUAAGAGAGGACUGGAAGCCUGUGCUCACAAUCAACUCCAUCGUUUAUGGUCUUCAGUAUCUCUUCUUAGAACCAAAUCCUGAGGACCCAUUAAAUAAGGAUGCAGCCGACGUUUUGCAGACUAACAGACGGGCUUUUGAACAGAACGUAGCAAAAGCGAUGCGAGGCGGUUAUGUAGGAUCCUCUUAUUUUGAUAGGUGUCUCAAGUGAUACAGUGCCUCGACAUCAAUACUGUACACACUUCUCCAAGGACUCGCUAUAGGUGAAGAGAUCCUGAACUACAGAAUGAAUGCAGGAUUGCACGAUGUCCUGAUUAUCACUUGCGUGAUAACAUUAACAUAUUUACUUUUUUUGUGUCUUGCCAGGCCUAUACACAUUUAAUUUUGGGGGAAGAAAACUUUUUAUUGCUGUAAAACCAUGGCGGCACACUUAAAUGCCAUCGUUUAUUGUUUUCCGAUAAUUACUAAAAAUGUUUAUCGGCCGUGGCAUUAUUUUAGUGAAUUUGAAGUGCAGUGUUGAGGGGAAAGUAGAAUUAUAGUUUGACAUUCGACAGAUAAUAGAUGUUACGACGAUUAAUAUUACGUACAUACAAUUCCGGACUUCCUGAAAUUGGAAAGUUUCCAGAAUUUUUAAAACCUGUAUUUUUUUAGAUACCUUAAUUUAUGAAGUAUUUAUUUUCUAGGGGGAGAGAAGGGAUAACUGAGUUUCAUAAUAACUUCACUGUAGCAUCUAUCAAAAUCUACUUUUCAUUUAAAUAUAUGUACACAAGUAACUUCUGUAUUGACUGAGAAUGGAAUAUAAGGCUGUUACAAAACUGCAAACAGUUUUUGUUUGGAUUUUCGCAAACAGCAUAUUUUUACACCCGACAAAGUAGAGGUCUCUUUCGUAAUAUACGUAAAAAUAACGAUCUAACAUCUCUUUUUUUUUUAUGAAACAAGUUGAAAUUUAUUUCAUACUAAGCAAAGAGAUUGGUUUUGCUUCAUGUACAAGUACAAACCUUACGGCGAUCAACUAGCAAAUACGAGAUUACAAUCAUGGAGAUUUGUAAUGCUACAAAAUUUAAUUUAUUAUAUUUCAUAAUUAUACUAGAAAUGUUGGAAAGUAUAUUUUGAACGUCACGCUUGUACAGAGUCUAUACAAAAUAAUUGAGCAUAUCUCAAUGUAGUUUAGAAAAAUUGAUACAUGCAAGAAUCACAGAAAUACUUGUAUAACAAAGUGUGUUGAAAUGUGCCACCGAUACUUCUUUCUGCUACUUGCUCUUGUAUUGAUGUAUAAAUCCGAAUAUUUAGGUAACAUCAUAUAUAUCUCCACAAUCUGUAUGCACUUUGUAAUUCAUAAUCGUAAAUAUGUAUAAUUGUUAAUAAAAAUAACAAAUAAUUGAGAUAAACUAUAUUUACACAUGAGUUAAUAUGGAAAAUAUUUUUACUUUUAAUCAUAAAUUAUGUCACAAUAAAUUUUAAUAUCUUUGUGGACGAUCUCAUUAAAAAAAUCUACGAUUGUGAAUUUCAAAUUACUACGACUGCGUAUAUUUUGUUGUUUACUAAAUAUAUUUAAUUAGACAAAUGUAAAAGAGAGCUAAAUGCUAAUCCACAAACAUAUUGUAAACUCCAGAAAUAAAGGAUCUUGGAUAAAUAAAUAAAUGACAGAUACAA
Molecule: messenger RNA, 2150 nt
Organism: Monomorium pharaonis (pharaoh ant)
Lineage: Eukaryota; Metazoa; Arthropoda; Insecta; Hymenoptera; Formicidae
Gene: UbcE2M
Product: NEDD8-conjugating enzyme Ubc12
Exons: 4
Coding region: 163-708 (181 amino acids)
Source: RefSeq, a predicted model, not a curated record